This is a messenger RNA of Salvia splendens (bonfire salvia), 1048 nucleotides long. RefSeq names its product proliferating cell nuclear antigen. The record is from RefSeq and is a predicted model, not a curated record. Gene Ontology annotation, biological process: leading strand elongation; mismatch repair; regulation of DNA replication. The transcript is spliced from 4 exons. Bases 92 to 886 code for a protein of 264 amino acids. Lineage: Eukaryota; Viridiplantae; Streptophyta; Magnoliopsida; Lamiales; Lamiaceae. Gene Ontology annotation, molecular function: DNA polymerase processivity factor activity; DNA binding. Gene Ontology annotation, cellular component: PCNA complex.
GCCCAAAUAAUUAAAACCCUAGCCCUAAUUUCCCUAACUUUCCCUCCAAAAUCCUCGAAGAUUUCCCCAGUUUUCUACGAAUCGGGCGAAGAUGUUGGAGCUACGUUUGGUGCAGGGGAGUCUCUUGAAGAAGGUUCUGGAAUCAAUCAAGGAGCUAGUAACCGAUGCCAACUUCGACUGCUCCGCAACCGGUUUCUCGCUGCAGGCUAUGGAUUCCAGCCACGUGGCGCUGGUGGCGCUGCUGCUCCGUUCGGAGGGAUUCGAGCACUACCGCUGCGACCGAAACAUCUCCAUGGGGAUGAACCUCAACAACAUGGCUAAAAUGCUCAAGUGCGCCGGAAACGACGAUAUCAUCACUUUGAAGGCCGACGACGGCAGCGACACGGUCACCUUCAUGUUUGAAAGCCCCACACAAGAUAAGAUCUCAGAUUUUGAGAUGAAGCUCAUGGACAUUGACAGUGAGCAUCUAGGAAUACCAGAAGCUGAGUACCAUGCUAUAGUUCGCAUGCCAUCUGCUGAGUUUGCUAGAAUUUGUAAAGAUCUUAGUAGCAUUGGCGACACAGUUGUCAUCUCUGUUACAAAGGAAGGUGUGAAAUUCUCAUCCAGAGGUGAUAUUGGAACUGCAAACAUUGUAUGUAGGCAAAACACCACAGUUGACAAGCCAGAAGAUGCCACUGUGAUUGAGAUGAAUGAGCCUGUCUCUCUCACAUUUGCUCUUAGGUAUCUCAACUCCUUCACUAAGGCUACCCCAUUGUCGAGCACUGUCACCUUAAGUUUGUCCUCAGAGCUUCCUGUGGUGGUUGAGUACAAGAUUGCAGAGAUGGGCUACAUAAGGUUCUACUUGGCCCCCAAGAUUGAGGAGGAUGAGGAAGAGAUGAAGCCUUGAUCUCAUUACAAACUGACUUUGAUAUUGUUCAAAGCUAAUUCACAAGACUCAUUUAGUAUAUAUGUUUUCUGUUCAGGAUUUGUUACUCAUUGCGUUGGAUCUUGUUACUUGAUUUCUUAUUGUUGUUAAUGGUUAGAUAUUUGCACCUCUUUUUGUGGUUGA